Molecule: messenger RNA, 840 nt
Organism: Helianthus annuus (common sunflower)
Lineage: Eukaryota; Viridiplantae; Streptophyta; Magnoliopsida; Asterales; Asteraceae
Exons: 1
Coding region: 1-840 (279 amino acids)
Source: RefSeq, a predicted model, not a curated record
AUGACUCAAGCCCUCCAACAUGAGCUUGCCAAUCUCACCCUUGGCUCUAUGCCCAACCUUGAUGCGUAUUGCCAACGCAUAUGUGAGUUAACCGACCAACUCAAUGCCUUAGAUUUCACUAUGAAUGACCAACAACGUGUACUUUAUCUUGUCAAAGGCCUUCCUAAGGAAUUUGACACUAUCGCCUCCAUUCUGAACAACAGUCUUCCAUCUUGGGAGGACGCGGUAGAACAACUCCUAUCUGAAGCCGGGCGACUCAAAACCCGUGACGCGGUCACAAGCACCACAUCAGCUAUUGCUGCGGCCAUACCUCCAAACAAAUCAUCAACCAACCACAAUCCACUCAAUCCCUCACCAUCACAGCCUACCCAUUCCAAUAACCUAAACCCUUCGGCCCAUUACCAUAACAACUACAAUCAAUCCAAUCGAGGCCCACCAAACCGUAACACAAACCGCAACAAUUCCAGGCCCAACUACAACCACAACCGUGGCCCAAACAACCACUCAACCCAAAACUUUUCUGGACCAACCCAACAAUCCUAUAACCGCAACCAUAACCCACCUCCACCUUACCCGAACAACCCACACCAACCACCCUACUAUCCACCAUUUUGGGCCCCGCCUUAUUGGACUUCGCCACCUUGUCCCUACCCAACCCAAUCAUGGACCCAACCUUGGCAGCCACAGUCAUACAACCGAUCCCAAUACAAUCGCGACAAUAACAGAUCGGCACAGACGCAUUUCACUGAGAUUGACCCUCUCUCCAUGCUCUUUCUGUGGACUCUGGCGAAGGAGACGAUCAAUGGAACUUUGACACAGGUGCUUCUUCUCUUUAGAUAA